CUCACCUUCUACAUCGAGACCGACGCACAGAGAGACAUACAGACAAACAAGAAUACCACGGUUGAACGAUAGACAUGACUUCACAAUGACUUUAUGAAGACGCUUUAGGAAGACCUCACUCAUUUGAGAAUGAUGGAAUGAUUCCCAGCAAGCACGCGCCGUCGUCCAAGUUAUAGUACAAGCAGUCGCAUUCUCCUCACUAAAACCGCCACUCCUACCACAUGCCACGAUGCCGUCGCGCGAGCGUGAGACCUCAGUUGGAGCCGCGAACGCGCUCGCCCCGGGCUCGCUGAAACGACACAAGACGCUGCCCCAUCCCAAGCGCGACCGAUCCACCGAGACCUACUCCUCUCCCCCGUCGACAGCGACCCAAACCAUGUCCGUUGACUCCGACGUCUCUCCCCCAUCAACAUCGUCCUACGACCUCAGCCCACGAACCCUCAAGCACGCAUCCAAACGAAUAGGCCUGCCAGACCUCCCGCCAACUCCUCCGGCCCAUUCGCGGAAUCCCUCUGACGAAAGCCAGACCCCAGCCGUGCCAUUCAGGGCGAAUGGCACAGCGACCGAUUCGUCCACCCCGAACACCCCGCCCAACGUCCACAGUCCGCCUACUCCUGACUUCACGCCCCCCCGAAACCCCCGACGCGCAUCGUUGAUGCGUCCGCCCCCCAGUGAGAGGAAUUUAUCGUCACGCGCUGAGUCGUUCAGGACAGCACGAGAGAACCAGUCUUCGGAGGAGAUUUGCUCUGCAUUCACUCCGGGAGAGUCCACCCCGAUGGGUCCAGAGCCACUGCAUGUUGGGUUGGGGCUAGACUUGGAUAUAAACAGGCGUCGAACCCCGACGCCGGUACUGCGUCAGAAGUUUUCCUUUGAGGACGACGAAUUUCGCCGCUUUGACGGCGACUGGAAUGUGACAGACCGAGUGGACUACAAGCAGAGAUAUCGCUGGGACGAGGAUCUCAUGAAAAAUGUGACGGUUCGGAGGCGGACGUCGCGGAAACCGUAUCGUUUUGACGAGAGUCCUGUUAUGCAGGAGGUGCGCGUUGAUCGCCCUGUCGCGCCGACAAACGCGACGAUUCAUUUGCAGGAGUUUGGGCUGGGAAAUGGCACGUCAGACAUGGUAAAAGAUGUUAGCUCGGCAGACACGCUAAGAGGGAGCGAGGUGAACCGGCAGUUGUGGCCUGAGAAGGCGAAAGCGGAGAGCCCUCCGGCACCUGAUGUACAGCGGUUCUCGUCGAUGUCAGGAAAGUCUAAUGCUACAACUAUUGGGGCUGUCGUCGUCGUUAAUUCACCCCCAACUCCGCGAAGAACGCUACGACAUACUAAGAAGCAGUAUGGGCUGCGGGAUUUUACUCCUCCGGGUCUUCCAACUGCACCAGCAGUAACUAAUGGCCAGCCCAACGGAGCAAGUGAAGUUGCAAGCCGGAUCAUUAACAGGAGCAACGGAUCCUCGAGGCCUAACCACAACAGCCUUAACUCCACCGCGACCACCACAGCAAGCACCAGGUCACGCAGGAGAAUCAUCUCUGAGGGCGCUAUCCCUGUCGUCGUAGUCCCUGAGCGCCGCUCCUCAGUGAAGACCGCCCAGGCCCGCUCACUCCGCUCAGCAAGCAGCCGUCACAUGAGGAAGAGCGUAUCUUUGCAGUCUGCUCCCUUGUCCCAGUCAGCUGGGUCUAACAUCCCCGGUACGAUCGAGCAGCCCACCAUCCGACAGAGGCGAAUGUCCGAUUCUGCCACAUCCCGGGUGCAGUCUGAACGCAGUACUGAUGGCCCGCCUGUGAUACCGGAUCGCCGCUCAUCUCUCUCCGCGCCGACGAGCAGGAAUACUUCCCGCUCGGGAUCCUUAACCGCAGAGAGCCUCCGGGCGCAUAAUGCCAUUCAAGCGGUUCAAGCAGCCAAACUCGCUGCGCUAGCUGCUCUCCCACCGGCUGUGCCGCCUAAGGAUGGUGCACCACUUAGAAACACGCUGACGGUUGAUACCAAUGGGGACCCGUUCUUCGGCCAGCGACUUUCGGCGCAAGUUACGCCGUUCUCACAGUCAUCGCACGACACGCAUGGUACAGCACUAGAGAUAUCGGAAGCUCUGGCUAUAAACCUGUACCCGCACCAGAACAGGUCUGUACUCGUGAUCGAGCACGGCCCUCUGCAGCCUCGGUCUGCGCCCAAAGGUCGUCCAAUCCAUCUCCGGACCUCCUCCCUCCCUCUCGCAACCGAACCAGAUCCUAUGACACCCCCUCAACGCGCCCACCCACUCGAUAUGGAAGCAGACUCCCCGCUCCGCAACCCGCGCGACCCCCCACAACCGCCACUCAUAAAAUUCAUUCCUCCCACCCCCGCUGCCGUUUCCCCUGAUGACGACACUAAACAAAUUGGCCACGAUUUCCUUUCCGGAGAAGCAAACACUAUCUCAGCCGUGCCACCUGAACGUCGUCCGUCCCUCCUGCAACGUGCCCUCUCCGCCCACCGCCGUGAGAGCAUGUCCAUCUCCACCAUUCUGCCACGGCGCUUUUCCCUAGGUCGCCAGCCGCAGAAUAGCGUCGAUACCGCAAGUCCGCACACGUACCCUACCAUCUCCGACCAGCCUGCCGACACGUCGCGCCUACAUCCAUUUUGGCGCCCUGCGCGCUUCUGGGACGACCUAGACAGCGACGAUGAGUAUUCUGACGACGAGUGGGAUGACCCCAACUACUACCCCCUGUCAGCAAAUGUGCAUCCUGCGCUGUCGGCGCCGAAGCGAAGUCUCUCUUCGGUGUUGAAACGCACGUUCUCCAUCAUGCCCGCGCGCGAUCACGAGAUUGGGUUUGGUGCACCGCGCCGCACGAUCCGGCGAUCGGGGUCAGGUAACCUGCGUGUUGUCCAGAGGAACAAUGGUAGCGUGGGGAGCGUGGGAGAGUACCUGCGCUUUGCGAGCGCGCGGCAGGGGAUGCGGAAUUCGAGCGCGCCGGUGGAAGGGAUGUCGGGGAGCGAUAGUCGGAUGUCGAGGGAGUGGAUGCGCGAUGUUGGGUUUGGGAGGUGGAAUUUCAAGGCCGGGGUGAGGUGGGUGAGUGUUUCGGGGGUGGAGCGGUGGGCGGAGCGAAGGAGGGAGAGGAGGAGAGAGGGGUUGAGGAGGAGUAUUAGUGGGCCGAGGGGCGUGAGGGAUGGCGUUGAGGAUGUGCUUUGA
Pseudogymnoascus destructans is the source of this 3160-nucleotide messenger RNA. RefSeq lists its product as uncharacterized. The transcript has a single exon. NCBI's taxonomy places the organism in Eukaryota, Fungi, Ascomycota, Leotiomycetes, Thelebolales, Thelebolaceae. The record is from RefSeq and is a predicted model, not a curated record. Bases 230 to 3160 code for a protein of 976 amino acids.